Messenger RNA from Didymodactylos carnosus, 9879 nucleotides. The record is from the annotation of a GenBank genome assembly. NCBI's taxonomy places the organism in Eukaryota, Metazoa, Rotifera, Eurotatoria, Philodinida, Philodinidae.
AUGGCAGCACAAGAAGGUGAUAUUGAUUUUUAUGCACUAUACGAUUCCGGUAUUGAUGAUGAUUUUAAAAUGCAAAUGUUACUAACAUCUCAGAAAAAAUGUGAUUUUGAUUGUAUUAGAAAUAUUCGAUUGGGCUUACACGAGGAUCGUUUAUUCGUAUCAAAAAUUUAUCAUUAUAAAUUGAAAUAUGAUAUGAAUAUGAAACAAGAUUUUGGUACAUCAUGUCCACAAUAUUAUAUACGUGUAUCACAACAAAAAACAAUUCAACCCACGUGUCAUUUUGAAGAUAAAACCAUGCGAUCGUUCAAUUUCCAAACACCUUCUCAUUUUAUAUUUUCAUUACAAUUUGAAAAACCUGGUGGUCUAACGUGGAGUCACUUGUCUACAUGUCCCGGUGAAAGUAUUUCAAUAUGGCAUCAAUUGUGGCAGUUUACAUAUUUUCUUAUAAUGGCAAACAAAUUACAUACAUUCGAAUCGUUUGUUAUGCAAUUUUUAGUUGCAUUACGACAACAUGGAGACGAAAAACUUGACUAUAAUGAUUUACAAACAAUAUUUAAAUAUUGCUACACAUAUAUCGGUAUCAUUCAAAAUGAAAAGGCCAAUAAUUCAGACGCAAUCAGUGCACUCAUCUAUAUGUUUGGAUUAAUGAAAAUAAAUACAUCAAAUAUUGUACCCGUAUGUUUGGAAGCACAAAGUUUGAUUACUAUUGUAUUACGAUCAUUUCUCACACAUAUCAAUAGUGUACUUGAUCGACAUCGAGAUCCACAUUAUAUAGACUCCGGUUUAGUGAAUCUAUUGUUUAUCGAAAUAUUGUCGAAUAAUACCAGCAAUGCCGAUAGUGAUACUGUAUUUAUAUUACGCCGACUGUCGAUUUGUCAACGCAAUGUUGUCAAUCAAUUAAUUUCAAAAUUAUUCAAAUAUAAACCGUUGAUCAAACGUGAAAAUUGGUUGGAUCUAUUUACGCUAACACAAAAUCAAACAAUUCCCGUUGAAUGUCUAACGUUGAUUGCAACAUUCAAAGAUUAUAUGACAUUUGCUACGUCGAUGGUAUCACAGAAACAAGAACAUGAAUCGGAAGACGAUUUAAAAAAGAAAUUAUUAUUGGAAUUCAAUGAUCUAUUACGAAAACAUCAAUUUGAAAUCAACUGUCAAAGUAUUAUUUAUAUAUUAAAAACAUUACACAGCUACGUCGACAAUUCACUGUAUACACGCAUGAGUCAUUAUAUAUUUGAAAAUAGUGAAGAAUUACGAACACAAAUACAAAAUUACCUUGUCUCAUCUGCAUCCAUCAAUUUUCAUUUGGAUGAAAUCAGGGAUCUAUUUCGAUAUAAUAAUCUGUUUAUCUUGCAAAACAUCGAUGAUAAAACAACGUUUCUGCUCAAACAUUUGAAUAGAUCAUCACUAGCUGGCUCUACUACUCGAUCAAUUGAUUUUUAUAUCAAAUGGUUUGAAAACUUCAUUUGUGAUUCACAUUACACGCAAACCAAACCUGAAUAUGAUGAUUUUCAACGUCUGUUCGACGGCUGGCUACAACAUAUUAAACAAAAUCCAUCAUCCUUGUUCGACAGUAUUCUUCAAUCCAUUGAUCAAUUAUUGAGUAAACUGCCACAAUCGUCAAUAUCCGAUGAACGAAUGAAAUAUAUUGUACGAUCAAUAUUGAAGUACUGUUUUGAAUCGAGAACAAUGGAAAGAUACACAAUGAAUAUCAUAUGUAUCGAUGUCAAAAAUAAUUAUUUCCUAAAUGAAUACAAAGCAAUGUAUACGACAGAUGUUAUUGAGCCGAACCGAGAUAAAUUGAAGCGAAUGAGUAGUGAUAAUCCACUGUAUGGACUCGUACAAGAAUAUAAAAUAAAACCAAGUGAUCUGUUGAAACAACUGAUUGAACUGUGUACGACAAAGAUCACAAUCGACAGAAAUUAUGCUAUCAACGAUGUACUCAAGGGUGAUCGUCAAUCAUUUAUUUCAACAAUUCUGUCGGCACCUUGUUUCAAAGGUACGCAAAUUCAUCAAACUGUCAUCUAUCUACUGCUCGAAAUCCUUACGUCAUGGUCACGGGAUGGUAUGAAAUACGAUGAUUUACAAAGAGUGUUACGUUACAAUAACAAUCAAAAGAUGAAUUUCGGUAAAGUUUGGGAUUAUGUGAAUACGUACGCCACAGAGAAGACGAAUAUUUAUCAGUUGAUCGAAAGUACAACAAUAGAUAUGAAUACUAAAAUGAAAAUAAUCAAUGUAAUUGAUACAUGCCUCAAGCAGUAUUGUGUCAAUUCAAAUGAUAUAGACACAUACGAAUCAGCCUUGAACGAUGUAACCACACAACUGAAUGUUCAAUCGAUUCGAUCCGUGAAAAUACCCGAUGGUCUAAUGCAAAUGCUGCUGUUUGCUAAUGAACUCAAUCCAUAUGGGAAAUCCACAACGUGGCAACAAUAUCAACACGAAAACUCCAUAGUUCAGACAACCUGUCUGAAUCAUUUGACAGAAACAAGCAAGCUGUUUAAAAAAUUCCAGCAUGAACUUGAUGUGUCAUUCCAAUGGGAAACAAGUACAUUGGAACAAAUAGUUCGUCGAUUUAAAACCAUCGGCUUCGCAGUCGAUCUCGAACUGGAUCGAUUGAAAAAGAUCAUGCCUUCGCUGGACGAACUCAGACCUCUAUUACACUAUUGGAAAUCUCGAGAUUACAUCACUAAAGUGUGCCACGGUUGUUUGCAAAUAAUUUCUCUCUAUAAACUAUCCAACGAUGAUCAUUAUUCCAUUAUAUCUAACAAUAUUUUGUCAUUAACUAUACAAACCAAUGGUGACGCAUGUUAUCAAUAUUAUCGAGAUUAUUGUAAUGAGUUUUCAUCUAAGCACGAAAAACUCAUUCUCAAUUUAUGUGCACAGUAUUAUUCGGCUUAUGAAUUGAUCAGUUUUCUAUCCGAUCGAACAGAAAAUGAUAUGAACAAUCUACACGAGGGUGCCAAUGAUAACGACGAUACAAUGAUUACAACAGAAAAUGUUAGUGAUUUUGAACUUAUACAUCUAUUUCUUCAUCGCCUGAAGCAAUCGAAUAUUCACACAUUCGAUGAUUUUAUUCAAAUUGCUCAAACAUUGCUUAGCACUAAUAACACCAUUAUACAGAAACUGGAAACAUGUACAUCGCUGCUUGCUGGUCUUCAGCAAUUGUUUCUAGAACUGACAGACAAACAAGAGUCGAAGCGUCGAAAAAUCUUCCUUAUUGUUACUAAGUCAUUUAUUCAAUUUAAGAAAAUGUCACCGAAGAAUAUUGAUGUUUGUAUCAACACAACUUCGCAAUUAUUGUCGUCGAACGAUAACAGUUUAAAUUAUCUGGAAAUAUGUGAAUUGCGUGAUCGUGCACGACUGAUCGAACAUUCAAAUAAUCAUCAAGUGAAACGAACUACGAAAAUGGAUAAAGAGUUAGAAAAAAAAAUGCUACCUAAUUUUGUACAAUUUGUGAAUGUGAUUGAAGAACAGUUGAAACAACUGAAUGAAUUGGCUUCUAUGGGAUAUCCAACGAUAGAACAACUAUGCAACAGAACAUUUGAAUGUACCGAAUGCCUGUAUGUUGAACUCGAAUUUUUUUCUACGGAAAUACACGAAACUCUUAGAAGAUGGAAACGAAAGGUAUACGAAGCAUAUAGAAAAUAUCCAAAUUUAACUAAUUUUUUUGGAACACAAUUUUGGAUACUGGAAGAAUAUUUAUCACAAAUCCGUACAUUAGAUGAAAAACAUCCCGGUUAUCAUCUAUUACAAUACCUUGGUAUUCCAAACUUAAUUCACCAUGCAGUUCAAAUGUAUUCACAGGACCUGGAUGCUGAAGAGCGUUUGGAAAAUUUGGGUAAGAUAAUUGCUGAUGAACAAGCCGAACUACAACCACGACAGAUGAGCAAUACUGCUGUGACAAAUAAAAAUAUUGUCGUUGUUGAAACAUCAAAUCAAGGUCUCUAUCGUGGCGUCAUCUCGUUGUUUCGUGACAACAUUGACACAUUGAAAAUGAAUCAGUUACUGUUUUGUACCAUGGAUACAAGCUGGAUUGAAAUUCAAUCGUUCAUCUAUCGUUGCAUGUAUUCUACACACCAUUUACUCUAUCAAAUCAUUCAACCAGAAUUAUUAUCAUUUCACAUUCAAGAUCAAGUGUGCCGAUUGAUUAAAGAAUUGAUGGAAGAAGAUAAUGGUAGUAAACAGUUUUACUUAGCACUCAUCACAACCGAUAUUCGUAUCCAUUUGGUAAACGGUUUGAUUCAUACAGAUACAGCGAAAUUUGUACACGAUACUGAACUCGUUGACGAAUAUCAAUUAACGGAACUGAUUCAACGAAAAGUAAAACAUUGCCAUGUGUAUUCGUCGAAAAUAACCGGACAAGGUAAAACGACAUCAAUAAAAAAUUUUAUUAGACAAUCGAAUAAGGGUUAUGUCAGCUUCCCUUUGUCAGGUGAUUUAAAUUUGGAUCAGAUUGCUAGACGUUUACUUGAUCACGGAUCUAUAUUGAAAACUUCCGCCAUUCAUUUCGAUAUUGGCAUUGUCAAUGAUAUUAAUCUAUUGAACAAAAUUCUAUUCUCAUUGUGUUUUCUUCGUAGUUAUUGUUUUUCGAACACAUACGUUCACAUACCCGAUGAGACUAUAUUCUGUUUCGAAUUAGAUUCAUUCUAUUUUGAUAAUGAGCAACAUGAAAUCAUUCUAUUUCGAUAUAUGAAACAUACAAAUAUUGCGAAACUGAAUUGGAAUGAUAUGAUUUUAAAUCAAAAACUGAAAUUUGUCGUCAAAUAUCUACGUGCAGUUGAAAACAACACCAUUCAACAUGAUGAUAUAACAUUUGGAGAUACGCAUAGAAUCGAUCUAGACACUUGUAUACAAUUGUUGAAAAUCUUUUUUCUCGAAGGUAAAAAUCAAAAUUAUCUCACAUGGACACACUUGCAUAUAUUCAUAUCCGUAUUUUAUACAUUGUUCAAUGGAUUCUCAAAAUGUGGAUAUUUUCUUGUCGAGGAAAUACCGAAUCCACAACUGCGUACGGAUAUUGUUAUGGCACUAAUUCAAUCGGGGAAUCAGUUUACGACCAUGUCCGUUGAAACUGUUCGCAAAAGACAACAAAAUCCAUCUUUACAAUAUUCAAGUGAAAUGUUGACAGACACGGUUCUUCGCUGGUCGGAAACACAACCAUUUACAUUAGUAUUCACCGAUACAUACGAUCCGAUUUUCGUUUAUAAAACAUUGAACGCUGUACCGUACGCAUUACGACAGUAUUUUGAUGCCUAUCGACAAUUAUCUAGGAAUCAAACGACUGUUGAUGAAAACGUUCGAUACAAUGUACUUAUCGAUUACAAUAACGCCACUCAUACACAAUUCUUUACGAAACUAGCGUCAUUGUCGAAAAAAUUCCUAAACAAAUCCAUUUGCACAAAAUGUUUUAAACAAUAUGCGUAUGAAACUGAAUUGUGCACCAAUUGUUGUCCUCAACAAGUUUUACUCCGUCCGGCGAAAAGUUUAAGUACAGCAGAUGUCACUUAUUUUCAAUUUCAAAUAGCACAACUGCUCGAAUUAGAAUAUGUGAUUACCGCUGAUAAUUUCAUCAAAAUGUUAUUGAUUUAUUUAAGGGCACAAAGUGGCCUUCCUGUACUAAUUAUGGGCGAAACAGGCUGUGGAAAAACGGCAUUGAUUACUUUUUUAUGUCAGAAAAUUCUCGACGAUGAAUUGGAGGUAUUGCGUAUUCAUUCCGGUAUGACAAGUUUACAAAUCAUCGAUAAAAUGGAACAAUUCAUUACCAAAGCCAAUACAUUUAUUGCACCCAAACGGUUGUGGAUAUUUUUUGAUGAAUUUAAUACAACAGCAAAUAUUGGUCUCAUCAAAGAGAUCACAUGUGAGCGAACAUUGUUGGGAAAACCAUUGCCGAACAAUCUUGUCCUGUUGGGUGCAUGUAAUCCGAGUCGUCUGAAAAUGAGACGAGACGGUAAUGAAAAUGAUGUGGAUCAAAACGAAGUUGGUCUGCCGAUUGAUCAUUAUGAAAUGCAACAAUUAUCUAAUAGUGAUCGACUUCUGUAUACUGUUGUAUCCAUUCCGGAAACAAUGAUCGAACACAUAUGGGAUUUUGGAUUUUUAACACCACAGGCUGAACGAAAGUACAUUGAAACAAUCAUCGGUCAAUGUGAAAGUGACUUGAUCAACGAUAACAGUUGGUAUCAGACAAUAGUGACUUUGAUAUGUGGAUCACAGAGUUACAUGAGACGAACUGAAGAUGUGUCUAGUGUCAGUCUGCGAGAUGUUGUCCGUUAUCGACAAUUGUACAAUUGGUUUCAGAAAUCCAUUCGAAGUCGAACAACAAAAUCCACGUUAUCCGAGACAGUACGAGCAUCGUUAUUGGCCUUGUUAUUCUGUUACUAUUUACGUCUGUAUUCUCGAAAAAAUAAACGACAAUAUCGUGAACUGUUGGAAGCCAGUUUACCCAAUCAUCUCAACGGGCUCAAUAUUGAAAAAAUAUUAGAAGACGAAGAAAAUGAUUUUAUCAAGCGUAUGAUUUUACCAAAAGGUACAGCAGAAAAUCGUGCUCUACGUGAAAAUAUAUUUGCCGUAUUGAUCUGUAUAAUCAAUGUUAUACCGAUCAUUAUAUGUGGGAAACCCGGUUGUAGUAAAACAUCGGCCGUACAAAUUGUUCUGAAUAAUCUGAAAGGCAAAAAGUCCCAUGACAAAUACUUUCAAACACUGCCCGAACUACGACCAGUUUCCUAUCAAGGUUCAACGACAUGUACAUCGGAAAAUGUUGAAAAAGUAUUUGAACGAGCAAAGAAAAUCAAUGAAAUUAAGUCCGAUACAUACUUGCUGUCGGUAAUUGUGUUUGAUGAAAUUGGUUUGGCCGAAUUAUCACCGUACAAUCCGUUGAAAGUUUUGCAUUCCGAAUUGGAAAUUGAAAAUUGUAAAUAUGGAUUUGUUGGAAUUUCCAAUUAUCGUCUUGAUGCAUCCAAAAUGAAUCGUUUUCUGUUCUUGGCCUGUCCCGAUCCCGAUGUCGAUGAUUUAAGUCUGACAGGACAGAUUAUUCGUAACAGUCUGACUGAUAAUACGACAUAUUUGACCAAUGGAAUGAUGUUAAAUUUAGCCAAUGCCUAUUUAGAUUUAUUCAUGAGUUUGAAACGGGAGAAGAAAAAUGAAAAUUAUUUUGGCCUUCGUGAUUAUUAUUCGCUGAUUAAAGGUAUUGUAAAGAAAUUUGAUAAAAUAACUGAUGAUCAACUCAUUCAAUCGAAACAGUACGAAAUCAUACGAACAGAAAUGAAAAUCAAUUUUGAUGGGAUCAUCGAUGGAUCCAUAUACAUGUGGAACAGCUUUUGUGAAUAUUUAAAUCGGAAUGAAAUAAUAAAUGAAUAUCAACCUCCUAAUAUGAAACAAUAUAUUGAUCAAAGUUUGAAACACCGAAAUGGCCGGUAUUUGAUGUUGAUAUCGGAGACAGAAAGUCUGUUCGAUUAUAUUGAACGGUAUUUAAAUAAACAUGAAAAUAAUGUUCGAACAUUGAUUGGUAGUCAGAUGUGUGACGAUCUGCACAAAGAAUCGUACGGUUAUCGUGUAUUGAUGAACAUUAUUUUGUAUGCAGAAACGAAUAUCACUUUGAUAUUACGAAAAAUGGAUCAUUUGUAUGGAACUUUGUACGAUUUAUUUAAUCAAAAUUUUUCAUUAUAUGGUGAACGAAAAUAUUGUCGAAUAGCACUGGGUGCCACGUAUCAUCCACGCUGUUUGGUCAAUGAUCAAUUCUAUUGUGUCAUAUUGGUUAGUUCAAAAGAUGUGGAAAAGGCAGCUGCACCGUUUCUCAAUCGAUUUGAAAAACAUCUUAUCCACUUUUAUGAUCUGGUCACACCAAAACAACUGAAAAUUACCGAUAGCCUUCUCAACUGGAUCAGUAAUCUGUUACAAUUACGAUCGAUACCCAAACAUUUUCUAUUACCGCAACAUAUAAUUGUCAAUUUCAAUUGUGACUAUGUAUGCAAUCUUGUGCUGGAUGCAUGUGAAAAGUACAGUGACGACAAUGUCGAUAUGGACGAGAAAGCUGUAACUGAAUAUUGUGUUGAUCAUUUUCUCCGUUCAAGUACACAUGAUUUUCCAUUGGUACUCGCUUUGAACAAUGACGACCAUGGAGAUCUCAUUGAUAAAUAUUAUCACAUAAAAUCCCAACGAAAUUUCCAUCAAUUGAUACAAGAAACAAUGGAACCAGUCAAACAAAUUAUAUACACUUAUACACAAAUAUACGAGAAAAUCAAUUAUCCCACUCGUGAUAAUAUUGUGGAAGAAAUUAAAUUGGCCAAUUAUACAUCGGAAUUGGAAUUAACAAAUAAAAUGAAACAAUUUAUUCAAACAGCAAACAUCAGAUUUCUGUUUAUUCGUGUGGAUUAUCACAAUGAACAAAAUCAUAUUCUCACACUGAAACAUUGUAUAAUGAAUGUUUUCAAUGAAUUUAUUCAAGAUAAACAACAACAGAAAAUGGGUUUAUCGUCGAAAAAUAUUUGGAUUUUAUUUCAUUUAAAACGAAAUUUAUUGAAUGAUGAAAAAAAUAAUGUUUUAUUCAACGGAUGGUCAAUUGAUAUGAUCGAUGAUUUAAAUCAGGACACAACACAGCUUAUCACCGCCGAUAUUCUACAAAACCCAUCGUAUCAAGAUGUCAUUCGACAAACACAAUAUUCGGCACCAGGCAUCAUGUUUGGCGAAUUACUGGAUCGUUGUCUGUCUAAAUUUCGUUACAAUAUCACAAAUUCAUCAUUGCAAAUGGAUAUCAAUCUACGACGUAAUCAUCUAUUACAAUCAUUGAUCAAUAGUGAGUUACGAACAAUCAUCGGGGAAAAAAUUGAAUAUCUGAUUAAAAAUUGUCAACAACAAUUGUUUGCAUCUGAUGAUUGGCGAAAAGAUCUCAUCACAAAUGGGACAAUCGCCGCCUCUAGUCGGUCAUUUCAACAUGCAUUUCAAUCAACAUUGACUUGUUUCUACGAUACCUACUUUCUUACUUUAUUUUCACAUUUUGAGCGGACAUCAAUGAUUGAUAGUUAUUUGUUUAUACAACAACAUGACAACAGUGGUGGGCUCUACAAUCAAAUUUGGUUAGAAUGUUUAAAUUCAAUCGUACAUAUAAUAACAAAAUUAACUCGUUUUAACAUGAACGAGUAUAUUGAAAUACCAUUUGUAUUCAAUUGUCAAUUUCCCUAUUCACCAAUUGAAUAUAAAAUUCUCACACAAAUAGCCGAUGAUCUUCGUGAUGAAAGAAUUAAUGUGACAAUGGCAUUGAAACAGUUAGAAAGGAGGAGUGUUUAUUGUCAAGAGCAUGUCAAUUUUCAUCAUAUCAUGAUAAAUGAAUAUCUGUUUCAACAAUAUUACCAUGAUCAAAUUCUUCUAUUUCUCGAUGACCAUAAGAUACAGUCAUUGUCGAUUGAUUUUGUUCUUCGAUUAUUGCACAACAGUCGCACUUCAGAAGAUAAAAUGAAAUAUUUUCUUGUUUAUCGUACGGAGUUACUUCAGUUGCUACAAAUAUUUGAAAAUGGCGCGUGCCUUCUCAAUAAUGAUAAAUAUGCCAUGAUGAGCCUCAUUGAUGAAUCCAAUUUUGUUAUCGAAGAGAAAAACGUAGCAGAACAACGAAAUCUAUUUACACUGGUAUUGGGUGACGAUAACCAAUAUAAUCAAAUUUCACCACAAUCAUCGGAAAAAAUCCUAUUUGACCAGUCGGAUGGCGAUCCACUCAUUGAAAAUAGUCUCAUGAACCUCAUUCACACAAUAACACAUUUCAAUAUCAUUCAAAAUUGUAAUGAUAUUACAAACCUGUCUACAAUCUACAACCGUAUUGUUCAAAGCAUUAAAAGUCUCGAUCGUUAUUCAGUGAACAAUUUGGACACCAAAACGGUAAACACUAAAAGGGUUUUUUCAUAA